UUAGCCAUUGUAUGCCCACUUGAAUGGGUACCAACAAAGGGGCCUUCAUACGUCGGAGUCCACUUGAGUACCAGAUCACCCCAAGGGGCCUUCAUACUUUUGAGUUUGUUGUGUUGUUGCAUCUUGUCACUUUCUACCCAUGAAACAUAUGCUAUCUCUUGCCAAUCAAUGUGAUGAAUUAUAUUGAGUUUGGGUGUGGUUUCAAGGCAUUUUUGGGACUGGUUUUGUGAGGUUAUUAUGCAGAAUUUUAGCUUGUUCCAAUUACACCAUUUUGUCCAUCUCAUAACUCAUGGAAUUUGCCAUUUUCUUACACUUUUGACAUGAAAAUUGAUAUGUUUGGUUGUUGGUUGACUUCAAGUGAUUAUAUGGUCUGAUUAAAGGCUAAUAGAUGUGUUAGAGGUGCUGAAUUGUUCUGUUUCACUUGUUUGGUGCAUUUCUACGUGUUUUGAGCUUACGCGCGCGGUAUGUCGGCUUUAUCAAAUUGGUCAUAUCUUUUGAUUUAGGAAGAGUUUUUGAGCAUGUGAAUAAUGUUUUUCAUACGUAAUAAUAUUUUCGGAGCUGUUUGUACAGUUUAUUUUCGGUUUCGGCCGACCUUUUUUACCGUUUUCACUACUGCCCCUGUUCCGAAAGUCGUGCUUCCGAGCCGACUUUGUAAUUUCUGAUUGCAUAUUUGACUUCUUUAGCACGUUUUAACCUUGCAAUAAAAUUUUGGUUUAAUUCUGACGAGUUUAGUUUUCACUGUUUUUACCCGGUUUUGCCGUUUCGGUGUACCGUUGUGCAUGUAAAUACUUGUGUUGGCUUCCGUAGUUUUAGUGUACAUAUUUGAUUUGUUUUUGAAUACUAUCUCAUGUUUCUUAUUCACUUUUGUUAUGUUUUCACUUUCUAUUCCGUUAUCCAUUUCCGGUUCACCUUAUAAUUCAAUAGCGCAAUUCCGAUUGCGGUGUCUUGUUAUCUCUAACGUGUGUGCUAGUAUGCAAGGCAACAUGGAGGCUCUGGUCGAUGCCCGCUCUCGUGUUCCGCUUUAUUUGCGGGACACGACAUUUAUCCUCUCUCUGAUUCGCGUUUCUACACGCAUCCUUUAUCAUUAUUCUUGCUUGUCCGGAUUUCUGUUUCCCUUGCAGGUGUAUGGUAUUCGUUGUGCCUGAUGCACACGUUGGCGCGUGAUUUACUUUCAUCGCGCCGAUUCUUGAUUGCUUAUGCGGAUUUUAAUCGGAGUGCUGACAUGUUUGCUGUUGCUUUUGCUAGCUCGCUCGCGGGAUCCUAGUUUACUCGCUCUCUUCGCUUCAGUUUACGGAUCAUCAUCCGUUUGAAGGAGUUCUAAGACGGCUAAUCACCCGUAUCCGACUAGGAGCAAUCAGAGAAGGCAGAUGGAACAGAUUCAGGAACAGAUGGCUGAGAUGAGAGCUCAAUUGACAGAGCAGAUGAACGCGCAGAUGGCGCAGUUUAUGGAAGCAUUGACUAAUGUGACCAAGGGGCAGGAUGACUUGCGAGUUCUCGUCGAGAGCUCCAGAAGGAAUGAGAAUGGAGGACAUCGAGGGCUGUUUGACGAUGUGUCUGGCAGGAUUGACGAUCACCAUGAUCCGAAUGAGUUUGAUCACGUGGGAGGGCACUAUAAUCCUUUCAAUCAGCAUCACGGGUUUCCACCUCCACCUCCGUCUCGUCUGUUGGGAAGGAGAGAUAAUCAGAACCGUGGUAAUUUGGAUUUCAAUGUUGAAAACUUUGAUCAGGUAUCGAGGCAUAGUGUUGAAGGUGCGCAUGAUGAGGUUGAAAGGUAUCGUCUGAUUGAAGAACGUCUCAGGGCGGUUGAAGGCAAAGGGGUGUUGGGCAUGGAUAUCAAUGACUUGGGGCUGGUUCCUGGUGUGAGGAUUCCACCGAAAUUCAAAGUUCCAUCUUUUGACAAAUACAAUGGGGCGACUUGUCCCAUGACUCAUGUCAAAGCAUACUAUCGCAAGAUGUCAGUUUAUUCAGAGGAUGAGGGUUUUCUAAUGCAUUUCUUCCAGGAUAGCUUGGCUGGGGCUUCUUUGGAAUGGUAUGUUCAACUCGAGCGCACUCAUAUCCAUUCUUGGAGAGAUCUUGUGGAGGCUUUCAUUAAGCAUUAUCAGUAUAAUGUUGACAUGGCGCCGAAUCGAACUCAACUUCAGAGUUUGGUUCAAGGUCCUAAAGAUUCCUUCAAGGAGUAUGCUCAGAAAUGGCGUGAGUUAGCUGCGAGGGUUCAGCCGCCAAUGACUGAACGUGAGAUGAUUGACAUGUUUACCAGUACUUUGUCUGGACACUACUACUUGGCUUGUAGUGCUUCAGCAAACUUUUCUGAAAUGGUGAGAUAUGGCGAGCGUGUUGAAAUGGGCCUCAAGAUGGGGAAAAUUCAGUUGGGAGCUUCUUCUAACUCCACUGGUGGUAAGAAGCAAACUGAAGGUUAUGCCAGAAGGAAAGAAGGCAAUGCAGAUGCCAUAUAUGGAAGAAGAGGUUCAGGGAGAAAUAAUUCACAGGUUAAUGCUGUCAUGAUCCCAGUACCACAACAACAACAUCAGCAGGGACAGCGUUCCAGUAAUGAUCGCUAUCCUCCCAGGACUAGGCCUCACAGAAAGAUUGAUCCGAUUCCUAUGACCUAUGCUCAGGUGCUGCAACAUUUGCUUAAGAUUGAAAAGAUUACUUUGAGAGAUGCUCCGAAUGCUCCGGACACACAAUCUCCGAAUUACAAUGCGAAUGCACGAUGUGCUUUUCAUUCAGGUGCUGCUGGGCAUGAUACCGAGAGGUGUAUUGCGUUAAAGAACAAAGUCCAAGAUUUGUUGGACCAAAAGAUUAUUCAGUUCACUCCUACACCCAAUAUUGUCAAUAAUCCGAUGCCUGCUCACGGAGGUUCGGGUGUGAAUGCCAUUGAGAGUGAAGAGAUAAGGGUUGUAUCUGAAGUGAGCUGUUUGAAUUUUCCUCUUGUAUCUGUGAAGCAACAUCUGAUUAAUAGCGGUGUCUUCCCGGGCUGUGGUGUUGAUUGUGAGAAUUGCAAAAGUCAACCUGAAGGUUGUGCUGAUUUGAAAGGUAUGGUACAAAAGCUGAUUGACGAGGGUCCUCUUCAGUUCUAUCGAAGGUUGAGAGGUGCGAAGAGUAAGGAUGGUGAAGUGUCUGUGAUCUCAAUUCCUUAUGAUCCAGUUGUUCCAAUAUGUAUUCAGGUGCCUAUUCAGAUACCUGUCAGUAUCCCGUAUGAGGAACAACCAGCGGCGUUGAUGAUUACGGUGCCAGGGCCUAUUCCAUAUGAGAGUGAGAAGGCCAUCCCUUGGCAUUAUGGUUCAGACGUAUAUUACUAUGGCACGAAGGAAGAAGGCGAGCCAUCUAAAGAGAAGUUUGUUGAGGCCUCAGUUGCAAACACUGAUAACUUCGCCGGUACUGGUAGGAUCACUCGCAGUGGUAGGGUGUUCUCCCCUCAGCUUGUUCAAAACAAUGCAGAUGCUUUGGCUAAGGCCAAAGGAAAACAAGUAGUGCCCGAUGUCCAGAACUCUCCGAUUCAGAGUGGGGCACCUGAUAGUGCUGUGUCUUCCAAGGAUGUGGAGGAAUUAUUGAGAAUCAUCAGGAAGUCUGAUUACAAAGUUGUUGAGCAGUUGGGUCAGACCCAGUCAAAGAUUUCCAUCUUGCAACUGCUGAUGUGUUCAGAAGGUCAUAGAGAUGCUCUCUUGAGAAUCUUGAAUGGUGCUUACGUCCCGCAUGAAAUAUCUGUGAAUCAGUUAGAGGCGGUGGCCAAUAAUAUCUCCGCUGGGAACGGUUUGGGAUUUACGGAUUGUGAUCUUCCUCCAGAAGGGAGAAACCAUAACAAGGCUUUGCAUAUUUCGAUUGAGUGUAAGGGGACGACUUUGUCCCGUGUUCUGGUUGAUACUGGGUCUUCUUUGAACGUGCUUCCCAAAUCGGCUCUAAUGAGAAUUGACUAUGCCGGUGUGGAGUUAAGGCCUAGUGAGUUGGUAGUGCGCGCCUUUGAUGGUUCAAGGAGGUCUGUUUUCGGAGAGGUAGAUCUACCAAUCCAGAUUGGUCCUCAGAUCUUUACUACAACCUUUUAUGUGAUGGAUAUUCAACCUGCUUACUGUUGUCUGUUGGGACGACCGUGGAUUCACAAGGCUGGUGCUGUGACAUCCACUCUUCAUCAGAAGUUGAAGUAUCCGAUUGACGGUAAAGUAGUUACAGUUUGUGGUGAGGAAGAUUAUAUCGUGAGUCACUUGUCCUCUUUCCGAUAUGUGGAGAUCGAGGGUGAAAUACAUGAGACGCCUUUCCAAGCGUUUGAAGCUGUAAAUGCUGUGAGAACUCCUCCUUAUGAGAUAACGAAGCCAGAAACGAUUAUGUCUUCUCUGAAAGACGCUCAGGUUGUUGUUGAGACUGGAAAGGUGGAAGGCUGGGGGCAAGUAAUUGAUGUGCGUCCCAAAUUUGACAAGAAUGGUCUUGGUUUCAGUCCUGGAAAGCGUAUCGCAUCGCCAAAGCCUAAUAUCCUUAGCCCGAUCAAGUUUGUGAGUGGUGGUGUCAUUCAAGAUGGCCAGGUUAAUGCCAUUGUCAAUGGCGAGGAGGUGGAUAGUGACUGUGAUUUUGAUAGCUGGAUUCGUCCAAGUAUUCCUGGGGAGAUGCCUCGCAACUGGACAAUUGAAGAUGUCAUCCAAGUUACACAAGCUCAGGAAUGUUCCACUACCACGGAUUUCAUUGGUAACAGUUCCGCUAUUGCUUAUUAUGAUUUUGACAAUCCGAUCUACCAAGCCGAGGAGGAAGCUUAUGAAGAUUGUGAUCUCCCCGAUGAGUUGGCCAGAUUGUUGAAACAAGAAAAGAAAGCGAUUCAGCCGCAUCAAGAGGUAAUCGAGAUGGUAAAUGUUGGUACUAAAGAGCAAGUUCGAGAAGUCAAGAUAGGGGCUGCGCUUGAGAAUAGUGUGAAGCAGAGGCUUAUUACUAUGUUGAAAGAGUAUGCGGAUAUCUUUGCUUGGUCCUAUGAGGAUAUGCCUGGUCUCGAUACAGAUAUUGUGGUACAUCGUCUACCUCUCAAGGAAGAUAGUCCUCCUGUCAAACAGAAGCUUCGAAGGACUCGCCCAGAUAUGUCUGAGAAGAUUAAGAAAGAGGUUGAGAAACAAUUUGAUGCUGGCUUUCUGCAAGUUGUGAAUUACCCGCCAUGGGUUGCGAAUAUUGUUCCUGUGCCUAAGAAGGACGGAAAGGUCAGGAUGUGUGUGGACUACAGAGAUCUUAAUAGGGCGAGUCCAAAGGAUGAUUUUCCUCUUCCUCACAUUGAUGUGUUGGUAGAUAAUACUGCUCCUUUCAAAGUGUUUUCCUUCAUGGAUGGCUUCUCUGGGUACAAUCAGAUCAAGAUGGCACCAGAAGACAUGGAGAAAACAACGUUUAUCACACCAUGGGGAACUUUCUGCUAUAAAGUCAUGCCUUUUGGGUUGAAAAACGCAGGGGCAACGUAUCAGCGUGCCAUGGUGACUCUUUUUCACGACAUGAUUCACAAAGAGAUUGAAGUGUAUGUCGACGACAUGAUUGCAAAGUCUCACACUGAAGAAGAGCACUUGGUUCACUUGCAGAAAUUGUUUGAAAGGCUUCGGGAAUUCAGACUGAGGUUGAAUCCGAACAAAUGCACUUUCGGAGUGCGAUCCGGAAAGUUGUUGGGCUUUGUUGUUAGUGGAAAAGGUAUUGAGGUCGAUCCUGCGAAAAUAAAAGCUAUACAAGAGAUGCCUGAGCCGAGAACAGAAAAAGAGGUUCGUGGUUUCUUAGGGAGAUUGAACUACAUUGCUAGAUUCAUCUCUCAUCUUACGGCCACUUGUGAACCAAUAUUCAAGUUGCUAAGAAAGGAUCAGACGGCCAGGUGGAAUAAUGAUUGUCAAAAAGCAUUCGAAAAAGUGAAAGAGUAUCUGCAGGAACCUCCGAUACUAAUGCCUCCAGUUCCAGGAAGACCUUUGAUUAUGUACCUCACAGUUCUUGAAAAUUCAAUGGGAUGUGUGCUGGGUCAACAUGACGAGUCUGGCCGAAAAGAGCAUGCAAUAUACUACCUUAGCAAAAAGUUUACCGACUGUGAAUCCCGAUACUCACUGCUCGAGAAAACUUGUUGUGCUUUGGUGUGGGCUGCUCGCCGGCUGAGGCAGUAUAUGUUGGUUCACACCACUUUGUUGAUUUCCAAGAUGGAUCCUAUCAAGUAUGUUUUUGAGAAGCCCGCUCUUUCCGGAAGAGUAGCCAGGUGGCAAAUGAUUUUGACUGAAUAUGAUAUCCAGUAUACUACCCAGAAAGCCAUCAAAGGUAGUGUGUUGGCGGAUUAUCUUGCGCACCAGCCGGUCGAAGAUUAUGAACCGAUGAAGUUUGAAUUCCCCGAUGAGGAUGUGUUGUACAUCAGAGAUUGUAACAUUCCCGGACCGGAGGAAGGACCCGAACCAGGAUCGCGAUGGACGCUCGUGUUCGAUGGUGCCUCUAAUGCACUCGGGAAUGGUGUUGGAGCUGUAAUUACUUCUCCUUCAGGUUUUCAUAUUCCAUUUACAGCUAGAAUCUGUUUUGAUUGCACUAAUAAUAUGGCUGAGUAUGAAGCCUGCAUUUAUGGUAUCGAAGCUGCGAUCGAUUUGCGAAUCAAAUACUUGAAAGUUUAUGGGGAUUCCAAUCUUGUCAUUAGCCAGAUCAAUGGAGAUUGGGAAACUCGCCAUCAGAAUCUGAUUCCGUACAGGGAGCAUGUGAUGAGACUCAUUCCGUAUUUUGAUGAGAUCACAUUCGAGCAUAUUUCUAGAGAAGAGAACAAUCUUGCUGAUGCUCUCGCUACCUUGGCUUCCAUGUUCAAAGUGAAAUGGGCCAAUGAAGCGCCUAACAUCACCAUCAAUAGGUUGGAUGAGCCGGCAUUUUGCUUUGAGGCUGAUGUUGAGUUGGAUGGUAAUCCCUGGUAUCAUGAUAUCAAAAAGUUCCUCGAAACUCAAGAGUAUCCUCCCGAAGCGUCGGUGACUGAUAAGAAGUUUCUGAGAAGGUUUGCAGCUAAGUUUUACCUCAACGGUGGUGUAUUGUACAAGAGGCAUCAUGACGGUGUGUUGCUCCGAUGUGUUGUGAAGGAAGAAGCUUCAAAAAUCAUAGGGGAAAUGCACGAAGGCGAGUUUGGUACCCAUUCAAGUGGGCAUACAAUGGCUAAGAAGAUCUUGAGGGCUGGUUACUAUUGGUCCACUAUGGAAACUGAUUGUCAUAACCAUGUCAGAAUUUGUCACAAGUGCCAGAUUUAUGCUGACAAAGUGCACAUGCCGCCUGUGCCUUUGAAUGUUUUGACUUCUCCGUGGCCUUUUGCAAUGUGGGGCAUUGAUAUGAUUGGAGAGAUUAAGCCUACUGCUUCUAAUGGACAUCGCUUCAUUUUGGUUGCCAUCGAUUACUUCACCAAGUGGGUUGAAGCCGCAUCUUAUGCGAAUGUUACCAAACAAGUGAUUACUCGCUUUAUCAAACACAACAUAAUCUGUCGUUAUGGGAUUCCUGAGAAGAUCAUUACUGAUAAUGGAUCGAAUCUCAACAACAAGAUGAUGAAGGAGCUUUGUGAGUCCUUCAAGAUUAAGCAUCACAAUUCUUCUCCGUAUCGUCCAAAGAUGAAUGGCGCUGUUGAAGCGGCCAACAAAAACAUUAAGAAGAUUGUGCAGAAGAUGGUAGUGACGUACCGAGAUUGGCACGAGAUGUUACCUUUCGCUUUGCAUGGUUAUCGUACCUCUGUGCGUACAUCGACUGGGGCAACUCCUUUCUCACUGGUUUAUGGUAUGGAAGCAGUAUUGCCAGUUGAAGUUGAGAUCCCUUCCUUGAGGAUUAUGAAAGACGUCGAGCUUGACGAGUCAGAAUGGGUACAAAAUCGGAUGGAUCAGUUGAACCUCAUUGAUGAAAAACGCUUAGCGGCCAUCGGACAUGGUCAGGUGUACCAAAAGAAGAUGAGGAAAGCUUUUGACAAGCGGGUGCGACCCCAAAGCUACAAGCCAGGUGAUCUGGUACUCAAGUGGACUCCGACGUAUGAAGGCCCCUUUGUUGUGCAAAAAGUAUUCUCUGGCGGCGCCAUGAUGCUUGCAACAAUGGAUGGCGAGAACUUUCCGCACCCUGUGAACGCAGAUGUAGUCAAAAAAUACUUCGCAUAGACCUGAUAAAAAAAAAGAAGAAAAGAAAAAAAAGAAGAAAAGAAAAAAAAAGAGAAAAGAAAAUGAAUCAGGCAAAAGAAUGAAAAAGAAACAAAUAUACCCGCUAAGUUGAAAACCCGAAAGGGCGGCUUAGGCAAAAAAGGGACAAAAGCGAACGACUACAUCUCGCGUGCCACCAUGGCAAUCACUCUUCAUACAUGCUUAGGGCUCCCGACGGAGGGAUAAGCAAGACUCCGUGUUCUUGAGUUUGCACCUGGCAGCUCAAAUCCCUAAAGCAUUUUCUAAUUCCAAUCGUCGUGUUUAGGGCUCCCGACCGAGGGAUAAGCAAGACUCCGUGUUCUUGAGUUUGCACCGGGCAGCUCAAAUCCCUAAAGCAUGCACAACAUCCACUCACUUUGUUUAGGGCUCCCGACCGAGGGAUAAGCAAGACUCCGUGUUCUUGAGUUUGCAUCGCUGGCAACUCAAAUCCUUAAAGGCGCUCACAAACCCCGUCGGGUCCACAAGUUUGGUGAUGUCAUAUCAAUCAGUUGUUAAAUUGGGCAGUGAUCAAUCCUAAUGAGUACGGUCUUCCAAAGCAAGGAGAUGAGAGCGUCGGAGUUAUAAAAGUGAUAGCGGGAUCGAAACCAAUGGAUAUCCGUUUCACAUUGCCAUUUCUCUCGUACUCAAUAAAUGUGUGGUUACCUCUUACUAGGAACUACUUCUGAAAAGUGUUCGCUCUUUUAUGAGCAUUCCUUUUGCAAUUAAUAAAGAUCCUUUUUAUCUUAGACAACUGUUUUCUUUUACCGUUUUGUUUGCAUAAAACGUCCUAAGUUUGUGUUAAACUUUGCAUAUGAAAACUGCAUUGCUUUUACAAUACAUGAUUAGAAAUGAAACCUUUGAAUCUACUUCGGAGUUUUGUGUAACUGGGAUGGCAGGCUAAGAUACCAUGCUAUAUCCUGGGGCAUUUGCAUUUGUUUGUCUCGCAGGUACAUGUUUGCAAGCGCUUCGUAUCAGCACAUCGGCGGACUUAAUCAUGAGAGAUUCUCACUCCCCAGCCGAGUGUUUCUUAAGGAAAGAUUCUCAUUCCUCAGCUGAGUACUUUCAGAUGGGACUUUCUUUGCUCCAGGAUUCUCAUAUCCUCAGUAAAGCACAUCUUAAUGCAUUCUCUAUGCUCCAGAAGCCUUAUUCCCGACGGAACGCUUUCUCCCCAGUUGAAUCAUGAUGGAAUGGUGUCUGAUUCCCCAGCUAGCUCUUAAUGAGGUUCCUUGCCCGAGUUCCUCGUUCUCCCCAGUAGAGCGUUUUCUCUCCCCAACAGAUUGACCUGUUCUCCCCAGGAGAGUCAUCUUAUUCCCUAGUGGAGUGAUCUUAACAAAAGAUUCUUAUGCUAAGCUCCAUUAUCCCCAGCGGAUCCCUCAUCUCCUCAGUGGAUCGUUAUGUAGAAGUAUUCAUCUUCCCCACUGAAUCUUUCCUCAGCAGAGAUUCACAUGCAUCCUCCGCAGAAUCUGUGUCCUUCAAGGAUUUUCCCCAGCGGAAUGCUUUAUUCACCAGCGAGUUGGUCACUCCCCAUCAGAGCUGUCUCCAUGACUUGCUCUUAUCUCCACAUCCCCAGAAUGUCGAGAAUUUGCUUCUCAUAUGAAGUUUCUAGGGUAUUCCCCAAACAGUCAAUUGGGAUGUUCUUAUCUUCAGGCAAGAUUUAUUCCCCAAACAGAGCUCGCAUCCAGAUUUGAUCGUCUCCAGCAGAUUUCUGAUCCAUCUUUGCCAGCUCGUAGUUGUGACCCUUGGUCACUCAUCUUGUCCUCCCCGCAGAGUUCCAUAAUCUCUCAAGGAUUUUUUUUAGCAAUUCAGUGCUCCUCCGUUGUCUCCCCAAGCAACGUUCGAAUCAUGCAUCAUUUGCAUUGCAUUCUAAAAAGCAUAUAGCGUCUUCCUUCUCGGAAACGUUAUUCCGUACACAUUCAUACAUGCAUCAUGCAUAAAUCAUAUCAUAUCUGUUUCUUUCUGCAGGAAAGUUAUCCAUAUACGAAUGCUCCCUAGAGAGCAAUACUCGCCUAAUCAUUAUGGGCGUCAUCCUGAUGUUGAGACCAGAAGAGGAUUGUCAAUUUAUUCGUUGAAGACAUUCCGUUCCCGGCGCACACAGUUCGGAUGAGAUAUCUGUCCUUAUUCUUGAUAUUCAGAUCAGUUGAAGGGACCGCCUCCGGAUCUCCCCAAGAUCUUCCUAAGGAGCCAGCCACUGAUAUCUAGAUCAGAUGGAGAUGUCUGCCUGGUUGACUUUGUCAUUCAGAAUAGGAUUGUUCUACUUAUUUUCUGACGCAGCUCAGAUCAGUUCAAAGACAUUCCUAUUCCCGAUGCCCCCAGAUCGGUGGAAGAUAUUUGUUCCUAUUCCUGAUAAAUCAGACUUUCAGUUGAAGGAACCGCCUCCGGAUCUACCAAGAUCUUCCGAAGGAGCAAGCCCUCUGAUACAUCAGAUCAGUUGGAAAUAUCUACUCCCUGACGAUUUAGUUCGUUCAGAAGAAGAAACUCGCCUGCCCAGUCCUGAUGCCUAACCAUCAGUUGAAGACGUUUUCUUUACCCGGCGUACACAGUUCGGAAGAGAUAUCUGUUCCUAUCCUAAUAUUCAGAUUCAGAUUAGUUGAAGGAACCGCCUCCGGAUCUCCCAAGAUCUUACUAAGGAGCCAGCCACUGAUAUCAUCAGAUCAGAUGGAGAUGUUUGCCUGAUUGACUUUUUCAUUCAGAUGAAGAUUGUCCUACUUAUUUUCUGGCAUCAUGUCCAGAUCAGUUUAAAGGCAUUCUUUCCCCGGCGUACACAGUUCGGAAGAGAUAUUGUUCCUAUCCUGAUUUCCAGUUCAGUUGAAGGAACCGCCUCCGGAUCCCCGUGGUCCUACGAAGGAGCUAGCCGCUAAUUCCCAGAUUAGUAGGAAUAUCUACCUGAUGAUUUAAUUGCAUCAGAAGAGAUGUCUGCCCAGAUUCCCAGAUCAUGAUUCCCAGAUCAGAGAUACUUAUUACCCGUUGAUAUUCAGAUCAACCGAUGUAUCUCCUUUGAUUCCCAGAUCGAUUUAAGACAUCUAUCCCGAUGCAUGUUCGGAGACAUUUGCUACGUCUGAUACUCAGAUCAGUCGAGAUGUUCCUUCUCUUGAUGCCCAGAUCAUUUGAAGUGUUUCCCCUUCCUGUGGGUGCCCGUUCCUCCUUUUUCACAAGUUGGAGCAUAUUUAUUAUCCAGAUCAAUUGAAGUUUUUUCUCCCUGCUUGCGGGGUGGUACAUUUCUUUCUUGUUACAAGAUGGAAUCUUCUAUUGAUCAAGAGCGCAAAUUUUCGAGUUCAUUCUGGUAUUCAAUCUCCUUCCACCUCAACGAUUCGAAACUUUCGUUUCUCGCUCGUCAGGUUCAAGAAGUUUGAAUAGGGGCAGCUGUUGCACCCCAAAAUUUGCCCUCUUUAUUUGAGCUAUAAGUUAAUAAUGACGUUUAUUUCGUCAUUCAAAAAUUGAAGAAAUAAUAAAGAGUUUUCAUGGGUUUAAGAAGAUACGGUGUGAAAAAUGGUUUAAACAGUGCAAAUACGAGAAAAUUCACAAGUCCCAUUUGGAAGGUGAUAUGAGCUAAGUUCCUGCGUAAUCUCGACUAUUUCGACGAUAUCUACAACUUUCGUGUUCGGCUCGGAAGCCAAUUUUUUGAGGAAGGUUGUCAGAUUUGCAAAUUACUUGAGGUUUUGCAGUGAAAAACGGUGUUGAAUGUAGGGUUUUCGGACAAUAAAAAAUUCAUAUCUCACAAUCCGCUCGUCGGAUUCGCUUGAAAAUUUAACUGGAGCUCCGUACUAUCAUUACCAAGAUUUUAUAUGUUCGGACCGAAGACCAAUUAUGCACCAAAAAUUCCCAGCAUUUUGAAGAACGCCUUGAUUUUUCAGUGAAAAGUGUGCUUUCGGGUAUGUCGCGCCGAGUUCGAAAAUUCAUAACUUUUUCGAUUUUUAUCGUAUGAAGUCCAUUCCGGCGGCAUUCACUCGGAAAUUUCGUUAUCUUCGAUUCUUCGUCACACGUGCUAAGUCAGAUUUCGAGCCGAAGUUUGAGUUUUAUCACGUUCUUUGAGCGGUACUCGCAAAAUUCUGCACAGUCGUACCAGAUGAACCGAUAUUUCUCGCCAUUCAAACGCGCAUAAUUUCCUCACCGUUUGUCGGAUUGAGACGAUUCUCGCAGCUACGAGUCACAAAUUUAGUCAUCUUCGAGAUGACGUUGGUCCCGUUUCCGGAUUUUGUACCGGGUCACAUUUCCCCGAAAACGAGCAAAGAAAGAGAUACGUCGGGGGCAUUUUUGACAUUUCACCACUUACCCUAUAUAAACAAUUUUCCCUCUUUUUCUCUGACAAUUUUCAUUUGACCAAAAUAAUCAGAAACUUUUCUCUCAAUUCUCGCCAAAAUUCUAUGAAUCAAAAAACGUGAAAAUACAGAAAAACUCCAACAAUUUCAAGAACUCUAUCAAGCUUCAAGAACAAUGAACACGUCACGACUCUUUGAUGAAUCUCCCUAUGCGAGUUCAUUCUGAUUGCAACUUCCCCCCAUCGCGUCGACCUUACGCCGGUCCUAUUUUUACCGCUGACAGCCACGUGCAGCCGUGAGUCCGAGCCAAGCCACUAUCGCACCUUCUCCGAUCACCGUAAUUUCACCAACAGUGCUUCUUGCUGUAGCGAUUCCGGAGCUGCGACUUUUUCCAUAUUCGCACCACGUUCGAGCUUCAAUCGGUAAAUUUACUUGCUCUCAAUUUUUGCUACUGGAAUUUGCUAAUUGUUGCUGGUUAUGUGUUGGUUAAGUUGAAUUUGAUAGAGGUUCAUACGAUUGUGUUUAGAAGGAUUUUAUUGUUGCCAUAGGUGAUUGAUCUUGAGCGUGAGUUGCUAUCACUAGAUUGAUGAUGUUGCUGAAAAUUAAUAUGAUGCAUUUGAAUUGAUUAUGUUCAUGAGAUAGUUGAUUGCUUAAAAAUAUGCAUGUUAGAUGUUUGUGUUUAUGCUUAGACUAUGUGGUGUUAAUUGACGAUAACUUGUUUUGUUUUUUUAAAAGCUUGAGGCAUAUGUUAUCGUUGUUGACAAUGAUAUUAAAUGUGAGAAAUAGAUUGUUUCUUGAAGCACAAAGCAGAAAACACUUGAAAUAAUUGUUGGUGAAAUUGAUUCAUGAGUAUAGAUGUGGGUGGACAUUGAAUGAGAUUGAAGAAAGAUUGAUAAGUUGUUGUUAUGAGAAUUAGUAGGUGGGUGGCAUAUGGUUAUUGUUUGAUGGUUCAAUUUGAAAACGUAACUUGUGUUGUUGUCAAUCCUCGAUGAGCAGAAUUGUGUGAUGAAUUUGGUAAUCCUUGAAAAUUAGAAUGUGGAUGAAUCCAAGUGUUACUAUUCUUGAUUGUUGCAUAUGACAUGAGUUGGGAUUAUUUGUGUUGAAUUUGAAAUGGUUAUAGUGCAGAAUUUUUGUGAUGUUAUUAGCAUGACAUGUAUUUGAAACGGUGGAUUAGAGAAAGUGAGUCAAGGCUGGAAUUUGAGUGUUGAUUUGGUGUUGUUCUGAUGUUAUUUUGAUGCUAAUUCAAUGUGAUAGCAAUGCUGAAAUUAAUAUAGUUUUUUGAUUGUUUGAGUUGUUGAGCAUGUUUAAGGAAAUAAGGUUGAUAUUUGAUGAUUGUGGUUUAUACCUGUGAUUUGCUUGAACUUAAACAAUGCUGAAUUGGUUUGAAUAUUUGUUCUCAUGUUAAUUGAAUAAUCAAUGGUGGCUUUAGCUUUGGUUUUAAAUGUGGAGCAAUGGCAUGAUAUUGGUGUGGUCGUGGAGGUUGUUUUGAAUUGUAUAGAUGCUGAAUUUUCUUGAUGGAUGAGGUUGCCAUGAGUUGUUGUAUUAGUUACUUUGGAAAAUUGGUAGAAAGCUAAAGAAGAAAUGAGGUGAGCAUUGCUUGUGUUUUGUUUUGGGUGUUGAUUCUUGUUGUUGCUUUUUAGUGAAAGAAAAUUUGUAAUAAAAAUGAUGUGGUAACUUGUUGAUUCAUGAGGAUUAAAGCUUGUUAACACUUAAGUUUGUACUAUUUGAAAAUGUUUGAAAAAAUAUGUGAUUUGAAUGUGGUUGAAUUUUAAGUUUUGAUUAUGGAAUAUAGCAUGAUUUUUUAGGCUAUUUGGAACUGUUUUGAAACUUUAGUUAUGCAGAAUUUUUGAGUUUGUUGUGUUGUUGCAUCUUGUCACUUUCUACCCAUGAAACAUAUGCUAUCUCUUGCCAAUCAAUGUGAUGAAUUAUAUUGAGUUUGGGUGUGGUUUCAAGGCAUUUUUGGGACUGGUUUUGUGAGGUUAUUAUGCAGAAUUUUAGCUUGUUCCAAUUACACCAUUUUGUCCAUCUCAUAACUCAUGGAAUUUGCCAUUUUCUUACACUUUUGACAUGAAAAUUGAUAUGUUUGGUUGUUGGUUGACUUCAAGUGAUUAUAUGGUCUGAUUAAAGGCUAAUAGAUGUGUUAGAGGUGCUGAAUUGUUCUGUUUCACUUGUUUGGUGCAUUUCUACGUGUUUUGAGCUUACGCGCGCGGUAUGUCGGCUUUAUCAAAUUGGUCAUAUCUUUUGAUUUAGGAAGAGUUUUUGAGCAUGUGAAUAAUGUUUUUCAUACGUAAUAAUAUUUUCGGAGCUGUUUGUACAGUUUAUUUUCGGUUUCGGCCGACCUUUUUUACCGUUUUCACUACUGCCCCUGUUCCGAAAGUCGUGCUUCCGAGCCGACUUUGUAAUUUCUGAUUGCAUAUUUGACUUCUUUAGCACGUUUUAACCUUGCAAUAAAAUUUUGGUUUAAUUCUGACGAGUUUAGUUUUCACUGUUUUUACCCGGUUUUGCCGUUUCGGUGUACCGUUGUGCAUGUAAAUACUUGUGUUGGCUUCCGUAGUUUUAGUGUACAUAUUUGAUUUGUUUUUGAAUACUAUCUCAUGUUUCUUAUUCACUUUUGUUAUGUUUUCACUUUCUAUUCCGUUAUCCAUUUCCGGUUCACCUUAUAAUUCAAUAGCGCAAUUCCGAUUGCGGUGUCUUGUUAUCUCUAACGUGUGUGCUAGUAUGCAAGGCAACAUGGAGGCUCUGGUCGAUGCCCGCUCUCGUGUUCCGCUUUAUUUGCGGGACACGACAUUUAUCCUCUCUCUGAUUCGCGUUUCUACACGCAUCCUUUAUCAUUAUUCUUGCUUGUCCGGAUUUCUGUUUCCCUUGCAGGUGUAUGGUAUUCGUUGUGCCUGAUGCACACGUUGGCGCGUGAUUUACUUUCAUCGCGCCGAUUCUUGAUUGCUUAUGCGGAUUUUAAUCGGAGUGCUGACAUGUUUGCUGUUGCUUUUGCUAGCUCGCUCGCGGGAUCCUAGUUUACUCGCUCUCUUCGCUUCAGUUUACGGAUCAUCAUCCGUUUGGUAUUGAUUCCGUUUCAUUUUACUUCUUUCUGUACUUUAUCGCUUUCUCGCAUCAUCCCUUAACAUGAGAAGUAGGACCUAGACAUGCAUCUGGCCAAGCCCUCGAAAGAGGCUCUGUUUUUGUUGGUGUGUUUAUAUUUGUGCUUUGCGGCAGGGAGUCACGGUGUAAUAAGUCCUAUAUGGCACUCCGUUAAGUCCUCAUGGAAGGCAUGCGGUCAAGGGUUCGUAAUCAACCCCCGCCUAGUCUCAUCGAGUCUGUUUGGUAGGCGCACGCCUCGCGUUGUUUGCUUCCGAACGUGCAAAAGAUCUUGUUAUCGAGUAUGUCAGGUAAAGGGUUCAUGCAAUCGGACCCCCGUCUUUCCUAUAGCUCGCGUCGCUCGACGUUGAUGCUCGGUGUACGCACGCACCGUUUUCCUUUACGAUCCGUGACGGCUUGGUUGCUGAGAGGGGUCCGCCCUCUUGUCUAUGGCCCGAUCAUUUUCGCGAGGUCUAAUGCUUGGUUGACUUGGGUUGAGCUGCUCCCCUUGGCUAUGGCGGGACCGCUUUUCUACCAUUCGGUCAGUACCGUUGGUUUUGUUUGCUUUACGAGCGGAUGCUCGUUUGUGUGAUAUUAUUGUUUGCUUCCCUUUUCCCUCGUAGGUUGAUUAGUUUAGUUUAGACUGAUACCCUUUGUAUGAUAACAUUAGGUAGCAAGCUUUCCCCCUUAGCUUAGGUCUUUCUCAUGCAUUCUUUAAAACACAAACCACACUCUUUGAUUUUCUCUUCUUAAGAACUUGUUAUUUCCGCUCCAUUCCCAAGCGUAAGCCUCCAAAGGUCGAGCAGCGGAGUGUGAAUGUAACUCGUUCACCUAAAAAACACAAAACAAACAAAAUUAGUUAGCCGAGCUACGGUAGCUCUGAUUCUGCAAAACAGAUACGUAGGCAGCGGGGUAGGGCCCGUGCGAGCACAAUCCUUUCUUUUCCCUACAUUUUGCAUUCAUUUUAGUCCAGAUUAGCGUAGAUUUAUUACACACCCAUAGAUUUAGACACAAGCGUGGAUACCAUCGAGUACGAUGGGCGCGAGGGGUGCUAAUACCUUCCCCUCGCGUAACCGACUCCCUUACCCUUUUUCUCUGGUCGUGAGACCGUUGUUUUGUUUUGUGGUUUGCUGGCAUUCCCUUCCUUUUCAGGAUAAAUAUGUUAGUGGCGACUCUGUUAAUUUUCGCGGUAGCGACAAUACCCCAAAAUUUGCCCAUAUUAUUUUCUUAUUUCCAAGUUCAAAUCAAUACACAAAGCUCCAAGACCUAUCUCCUAAACAAGUGUCUCUGAACUAGGGUUUUGAUUCUCUCAAAGAAAAGUCAGAUUCUGAUAUCUCUAAUGGACUCCAUGGCCUCAUAUAUGCUUCAAAGAAUGCUCAUGCCAAGUUUCAAGCCCUGACUCAAAAGAUUGCUCACUCAAUGGCCCGAACGAUCAAUAAUCGACUAGUUAACCUAAAAGUCAAACUAUAGUCAAACCACAGUCGAAACUUCCGAUUUUUUGUCAACAUCCUCAUUAUGAAGUGUCAUUCAUCAUUUGAUUAAGUAUUGAUCAUGAUUCAUCAAGGAAAGUUCAGAAAUCAACAAAAUCCAAAGUUUCUAAAUUAGGGUUUUUGGACUAAAAGUCAACUGAACUUUGACCAGCCAUAACUUUCACAUGGAGCAUCAAAAAUUUCCCAUCCAACGCUCAAUUUGAAGGAAAUUUAAUUCUCUACAACUUUGUCUCACACAUGCCAAGUCCAAAAAUGCUUCAUUUGGAAGAUAUAAGCCAAAACAUUACAGGUCCUCCUAAAGGAUCGCAAAAAAGUCGUUUUUUCUCAAAGCUUAUAACUUGAACAUGGUAAACUCAAUUGAGAUGAAACCAAAAGGAGGUUUUAGAGGACAUCUUGAGCUUUCCAAAAAGUCAUAGAACACCUUCAUACAAUCAAAAUCGAGAGAGUUAUGCAGUGAUGAAGUUGGACAAUUUUGGGGAAAUGCACAAAAGUCAACUUGAACAAAAUUACUUAUUUUGACUAAUUGGCCUAAGAGUUUCAUCUCAAACAUGUCCAUGGGUAAAAUAAGUAUUCUUGAGCCAAUUAUUUUAUUUUUUAUAACACUUAUUUUUAUUUAGAUGAAUUUUAUUCAUUUAAGUAUAAAUAAAUCACAUAAAAUAUGAAAUAAUUGAAUUAAAUCAUGAGAUUUAUUUUCCAAUCAUAUCAAAUGAUCCAAAUAUCAUAUAUCUCCUUAAAAUUCGUUCAAGGCAUGAUUUGCAUGAUAUUGGACUCAAAAACUAAUUUUAGAAAGAUUUGUGGACAAAUUUCCAAUCAAAUAUUUCACUAUGGUCAUAAGAGAUUUGAGUAAAGAUUAUUAACCUAAUAUCUCCUAGUAUAUAUGCUGAGCACACACAGAAGAUUAGGGGACGGAUUUGGCAGCCCUAAGUGCAACCUUAAACUCUUUAAAAAUUGGCAAACUUUUGAGAAAAUUCGGACCUCUUGUUGCAGCCUCUUUCAAGAGAUUUCAAGCAUUCCAUCGCCUCCCUUGGGUAUCAUAAGGUAACUCCAGGUAACUCUAAAACAUUGAUCACGCAUGGAAUGCAUACAUCACGAACAACAACUUUGCUCAUAUUUUCAAAUUACGUAUUUUACAUGUUAUCGUGUUUUGUUUGAGUUUAAUGGUUCUAACGUGUUUCUAAGACCAUUUAGAGCAGGUUUGUAUCAUUAGUUCGAAGCUUUGAAGCCCUGAACGCACAUCACCAUUGUUAGGGCACAAAGAAGGAGCCCUUCGUUUUUCACGUUAUAGGACGAUUCGGCCUGAACCACUCGUACCAAUGAAUUCCCAGCACGCGAAUUAGUGGACCUGGGUCAAUAUACGUCUUGUUUGGUCUUUCUCUUUUCGUGUUCAAAUUGCAGGUUUUAGGAAAGAAGAACUCGUAGGUAUUUCCGCAGGAGAAAUUGCAGCAAGUUUCAAAGCUAAAUCCGCAGGAAAAUCUAAGAAGAUGAUGAACAGUAGUGUUGGAAUCUUUGACCAACACGCGUGGCUCAAGGGGCGCGUUCCAUUGGCCAGUCAACACUUUCAGAUUCCUCUCUCUCAUUCCAUUGGCUACAAAGCUACACAGCGGGCCCAGUUUGACCAACUUUCUUGAAUUCCGGUUUGACUUAUAAUUUUUAAUUUAUUGAUUGUUAAUGAAUAACCUAAAAACUAGUAAUUGCAGCUCAAUUGGCCAGAACAAGACAUCAAUAUCCUCCCACGCCUUGGUUCGAGCCUGGCGUAAGACACAAUUUUUUUCCUAAUGAAUUACUUGUAGAUUCGGUGCAUCACGUCUUCGUAACUCCACGGUACACCAUCACGCGCAAACCAAUAGAUCUCCAUACGAUCAAAUCUGAGGGACUCAAAGACGCCUGCCUAUCAUGAACCUCACAAGCCUGACCACGUCAAAUCCCAGCUAAGUGUCUUUUAGUUUUUUUUAUUUUCUUUUAUUUUUUCUUAUUUUACUCCUUUUCUUUUUCCUUUCUAUUUUUUUAAGAAAUUUAUUUUUAACAUAUUAUUUAUUAAUUAGAUAAAAUUUUUUUUAUUAUUAUUAUUAUUUUAAGAAAUUUAUUUUUAACAUAUUAUUUAUUAAUUAGAUAAAUUUUGUGACUCUUCAAUUUAUUUAAUGGAACUAUCGAUUUUUCUUUUCUAAACCAAUUGCCUUAACCUUGACUUUAUUUUAGUAGUCAACUUUUAAACCUUUUAGGGUUUGUUCAAUCCCAUUGAUUUAUUCUAUUAGGGUUUGUGCCCAUAACUAACGAAUCUAAAAUGCACUAACACUUUUCUUCUGCAUGCCUAAU
Molecule: messenger RNA, 19227 nt
Organism: Vicia villosa (hairy vetch)
Lineage: Eukaryota; Viridiplantae; Streptophyta; Magnoliopsida; Fabales; Fabaceae
Exons: 3
Coding region: 1368-8078 (2236 amino acids)
Biological process (GO): DNA integration; proteolysis
Molecular function (GO): RNA-DNA hybrid ribonuclease activity; nucleic acid binding; aspartic-type endopeptidase activity
Source: RefSeq, a predicted model, not a curated record